CAGACCAUGAACCACCUGGCAAGAAAUCGUUUUUCCCACGCCUUAUUCUGUCAAUGGAGAGCUCCUCUUUUUCUCUGACAUGUGGGUAACGAAUAUGAAUACCCUCGGGAUGUGGUGGCGGGUUGGGCUUGCUCAAGCGCCAAAAUCCAGACUGCACGGCCUGGUUCCGGUUGCAAGUUUUGACAGGCUUCCAGACGAACAUGGAUGGUGAUGGUUUUGCUUUUCUCAGUCAUGCUUGACUGCACGGCAUGCUCGAGCUGUGUCGGGGCAGAACUUUACCCCCCUCCAGCUUCCGCGCAUUUUUCUCUUUUUUAUGUGUUCUUUGUUACGUUCGUUCGAAAUGGAAGAGAUACCUAUCUUCUCUCGAGUGGAUUGAUUCUGGAUUCCAGACGAACUCGUUGCAUGGGAAUGGCGGUACUUUCUGAACGAGCAACGCGGCUGUCGUACAACCGAGCCGAGUACGAACAUGCCUCUCUUGAACCUUGGCGUGGAGCAUUUCGGGUCUUCAUUGUGUGUGCGACUUUUUCUGGAAGAGCCUAUAUUGUUGGUUCAUGGGCACCUCAUGAUACUCCUGUCCAUUUGUGCUCAAGUCCUGAUGGAUGGGCUGGGAGAUAUUCCAGAUUCUAAUCUGUGAUACCCCAUGCUUCUCUUGGGUAUCCCCUUGCAGGCAUUCGGUGCUUCUCAAUGGACCUGGCGCAGGGGGGCAUAGCCCGACACUCCCUCCAUUCUCUCCUCCGGCAACGGCACUUAUGACCUGGCUCAUGCUGCGUAUCCCAACCCUGAUUCAUCACCCGGCUCGAUGAAGCGGUAUGGGAACGCAGUCCAACCCCUCCACAGGUC
Messenger RNA from Penicilliopsis zonata CBS 506.65, 840 nucleotides. RefSeq lists its product as hypothetical. NCBI's taxonomy places the organism in Eukaryota, Fungi, Ascomycota, Eurotiomycetes, Eurotiales, Aspergillaceae. The coding region runs from base 205 to 627 and encodes 140 amino acids. The record is from RefSeq and is a predicted model, not a curated record. The transcript has a single exon.